Engraulis encrasicolus (European anchovy) is the source of this 1601-nucleotide messenger RNA. It is a transcript of the gene barx1, whose product is annotated as BARX homeobox 1. Lineage: Eukaryota; Metazoa; Chordata; Actinopteri; Clupeiformes; Engraulidae. The transcript has 4 exons. The record is from RefSeq and is a predicted model, not a curated record. Gene Ontology annotation, molecular function: DNA-binding transcription factor activity, RNA polymerase II-specific; DNA binding. Bases 384 to 1130 code for a protein of 248 amino acids. Gene Ontology annotation, biological process: regulation of DNA-templated transcription.
CAUCUCAUCUGCUCAGUCGCGUAGCUUUCAUUCUCCUCGCGCCAUACAGAUAACAGCCAUCUUACCUGAUUCGGAUUUAACGCAUUUUGAGUUUAUUUUACGCACGGCGAACACAACUUGGGCACACCCAUCAUCUCCGCUUGGAUACUAAACCCAGCGCGGUUUGAUUUCUGCCUGAAAUGAGGCUGGCCAGCGAAACUGUUCUUUCCGUGUGAGAGACGUUUGCUGUACCAUUCAACUGCUCUUCAUCAGUGAGGAUACGUUGCCAAAUGUGGGGAUAACCAUUAACGCCAAAGCUUGUUGGAAAGAACUUUUGUUUUCCCCCUCCAUCUUCUGCGCGAAAUUACUCUUGGACCUGUGACUUCACAGCUGUUUACAAAGUCAUGCAGCAUCAUUUGGAGCUAGGGGGACACUAUUAUCCCCCGGAAGCACAUCCUGACCACAGAUCCCAUCGCUACAGGAGUUUUAUGAUCGAAGAAAUUUUGACGGACCACCCUGACCACAAAGUGGCCGCUCCAGCCGGAGAGCUGCUCAAAUUUGGAGUACAAGCUCUUCUUUCUGCGCGACCGUACCACAAUCAUUUAGUCUUUAAGGCAGACCAAGGCAGUAUCCUGAAGUUCCCCAUGUCACCUCUGUCGUGUUCGUUAGGAGCGCCACUGGGAUCGGCGCUGCUCUCCGGGGCGUCUGGCCUACAGGUUGGUGCGGCUUCACAUCACUUGCCACUGGAUCUCCAUCUGCGUAGUAAACUUGACCCCGGCGGAGACGGCGUGAGCAAGACGAAGAAAGGAAGACGGAGUAGAACAGUUUUCACAGAGCUCCAGCUCAUGGGCUUGGAAAAGAGAUUCGAAAAGCAAAAAUAUCUCUCCACUCCAGACAGAAUAGACCUGGCAGAAUCACUAGGCCUCAGCCAACUUCAAGUUAAAACGUGGUACCAAAAUAGAAGAAUGAAGUGGAAGAAAAUAGUCUUACAAGGAGGAGGACUGGAGUCUCCAACCAAACCUAAAGGCCGACCGAAGAAGAACUCCAUUCCAACCAGCGAGCAACUCUCGGAGCAGGAAAAGUCGCGGGAAACAGACCGGCUUUCUGACAGCUCCUCAUCGACACGCUCGGAUUCUAAUCAGGAGGAGUAAAUGACUCGAAUACUGACAUGAAAGUACUGCCAACAGUAGGACGCGCUGUCGCCUCAACAACAACAAAAAACACAACAUGUUCCCUGGGAUGCGCUCCCCAGUCGACUUGCUGGAACUUUGGACAGGCGAGCUCUGCCCAGACGUGGAGGUCUGCGUUAGUUCUAAAAACUCUGCCUCUUCUCCCAAAUACCCUUUCCCGCCGAGUGUUCUUCCUUCAGAGACAUGGUGAAUAGACUCUUCUGCAUGCCCUGUCUGAAGGCAAGGAACAAAAUUCUGGUCAGUACAGAUACACGUUUUCUGUUGGACAAGAGCACUCAAAUUCGUUGUACAUAAAACUAAGCUCAAAUGUUAUCUUAACAAUAUGUUUUGAUGCAAUUAAAUGUGUUUUUUUCACAUAACAAAUGAAAUGAUUCUUUAUUUUAAAACACCAAGUGAAGAAACCCACCCAUAUUAUAGAGAUUAUUUCAGGUG